GGCAUUAAAGUUAGUACGUCCUUAUAUUAUAACUGUUAAUAUUUUAUAUAUAGUUUUUUAAUUGAUAGAAAAGCAAUAUUCAGAAAUAAUAUUAUUAUCAUGUCAACAAGAUUAACUUUUUCGGGAUAUAAACAAAUGCGAUGGUUCUCAACAAAACAAAAAAUGGAAGUUAUAGAUACUGUGAAUAAAUCACUUUCAAAUAAUAGACUUAAACAUAAAGAACACCCAGGUAUAUUAAAACCUAGACAAGUACAGCAACCAAGUUGGCUUGCAGACACAGUUCGAAACAUUCUACACGAUAGAACCGUUUCAUUACAAGUCAUAUCUGCGAGCAGUAAAAAAUUAGCAGCACAUCUACAUAAUCGAAAGCUUCCACCAGAAAAGAAAGAUAUUCGUUUGAAAAUGAAAGAAGUUCAGUCAAGAUUUAACCAACAUGAAAUGCAAGAUUCAAAUAACGAUGAUGAAUUUAAAUACUCAGAAGCUAACAGGCUUCUUAAAAGUAUUGUUUAUAAUUGGGCACCGAUUCAAUACGAUAGUUACACAAGCUUAGCAUAUUUAGUUAAUAGAAGUAUGCCUGAAUAUUCUGUUUUGUAUAAAAUUUUCAACGAAAUUGUUAAUAAUGAUAAAAAUUUCAUGCCAAAGACAUUAUUUGAUUUUGGUUCGGGUACUGGAACAGUUAUGUGGGCAGCCUCAAAAUUCUGGGUUAAUUCUAUUCAGGAGUAUUAUUGCGUUGAUAUUUCUAAAGAUAUGCAUGAAUUGUCUGAAUACCUCAUAAAAAGAGCUAUACCACAAGUUAAACCAAGAUAUAUUUUCUAUCGGCAAUUUUUUCCUGCAUCUCCAGUUCCAACUUACGAUAUUGUAGUGAGUGCGUACUCUUUAUUCGAAUUACCGCAUCAAAUGUCUCGUCUUGAAACAAUUUCAAAAUUAUGGCAUAAAACAGAACAAUAUUUGAUUAUUAUAGAACAAGGAACGAAUGCUGGAUUCAAACUAGUUAACGAAGCACGAGAUUUUAUAUUGAAGUCUAAAAAAGCCUAUGAUGCUCAUGUAUUUUCACCUUGCCCUCACGAUAAAGAGUGCCCUAGGUAUAUGACAGAUAAGACUCCUUGUAAUUUUGAAAUUACUUACCUAACAUUACCUAUUGGUGAAAACUCGAUGUACAAACGUGAACGUUACUCGUAUGUGGUACUCAAAAAAGGUAACCGUCCUGAAAAUGAUUGUAAGUGGCCUCGAAUUGUCAGACAAGUAUUGAAACGUUCUAGACACGUUAUAUGCCGUAUGUGUACAUCUUCCGGAAAAUUAGAAGAACAAAUUUUUACCACAUGGAAAAGUGGAAAAAAUACAUAUCGUUGUGCAAGGAGUAGCGAAUGGGGUGAUCGUCUACCUUUUGAAAUCGUAAAAGUAGAGGGAGAGGAAAAAGUAGAACAAGAAGAAGAAAUAGAAAAAGAGAAAGAACAUACAUGAAUAAUUUAUGCGUAAUUUAGUAACUGCACAAUAAAAAAUAUUUGAUUAUAUUCAUGUUUGACUGUGUUCGCUUAGAGACGCGUCUGCGGUGUGACUCGUCAACGAGAAUCAUAAAUUCUCGUCUCGAAUGUGCGUAUGAAUGUUCAGUGUACACGGGACGGUACCGUUUCACUGCGCGUCUUGUGCGGAAAGCUGAGUGUAAGUGAUAUAUGUGGAAAAGAUGAAAAUUUGAGAUGGACGAGCCUAGAACAUGGGACAAGCGGAUUAGUCAAUUAAAAAUUUCGGUGAAGAAGUAAGGGUAACGGUCAUCGCUGUUAAUUGGUUGGAAAAACUGAUAGGAAAAAAUGAGAACCGACCGCCCCAAACCGAAGCCCCCAAACGUAGAUACGAAGCGUACUCUCGAGUGACGAACGCGGAAAUCGCGCGUGUCCCAACAUUUAAUCACAGAUUUUAGGCAGAACAGGCAGAAUUAAUGGUAAUAAAGAUUAAUUUUCGGCACGGCAGUAACGACUUCUUGGGGACUAUCGCUGGUCCGAGUGAAUGCGUUAAGGGAAACAUAGACGGGAGAAGAUACAUGGCAUCUUUAGAAAAUUAGAAACGGUUACUCUCGAACGGUUGUUGUGACUGAAAAAAUGACCGAGUGUUUAUCGACUGGAUCGCGAAAUCACGGGCACAAGCUCUAUAUUUGUACAAUGAAGAGAAGUAUUUGUAAUAAAGACGAACAAAGCAAGCUACGCUAUAGCAACUCGUUAAAAGUCAAAUAAUAGCAACGCUGAUCGCCUGAACUUAUAGUAAGAUCUAGAGAAGAUAUCGACUCGUUCAAAAAUACUACAAUAGUUGCAUAGUUUGGGAAUUCUGAGAUCGUUGGGAAAAAGGAGUCAACUCGGAAGAACACGGUAUAAAGAACAAGCAUUGCAAUUACUAAGUCGAAGUAAUCGAAGGACUGUCGAUGUAAUUAUUAAUGAUUUUAAAUAAAAAGAAAACA
Bombus pascuorum is the source of this 2446-nucleotide messenger RNA. Its product is annotated as methyltransferase-like protein 17, mitochondrial. The record is from RefSeq and is a predicted model, not a curated record. Gene Ontology annotation, cellular component: mitochondrial small ribosomal subunit. Gene Ontology annotation, biological process: translation. The coding region runs from base 100 to 1461 and encodes 453 amino acids. Gene Ontology annotation, molecular function: methyltransferase activity; structural constituent of ribosome. NCBI's taxonomy places the organism in Eukaryota, Metazoa, Arthropoda, Insecta, Hymenoptera, Apidae. The transcript is spliced from 11 exons.